Ochlerotatus camptorhynchus is the source of this 4523-nucleotide messenger RNA. RefSeq names its product hormone-sensitive lipase (gene Hsl). Gene Ontology annotation, cellular component: cytosol. The coding region runs from base 643 to 3297 and encodes 884 amino acids. Lineage: Eukaryota; Metazoa; Arthropoda; Insecta; Diptera; Culicidae. The transcript is spliced from 6 exons. The record is from RefSeq and is a predicted model, not a curated record. Gene Ontology annotation, molecular function: sterol ester esterase activity; triacylglycerol lipase activity. Gene Ontology annotation, biological process: cholesterol metabolic process; triglyceride catabolic process.
UAGAACUGCCACACUUCAGUCGUUCAAUGCCUCUGACGCGUGGUGCGUAUGUUUUGUUGUUAUCGCGCAAGUUCGUCGUGUAAAUACAUUCCAUCAGUCAAUCGAAGGCAUCGAAGGUUGUUUUCUAUUAAAUUUCUUCACUUCAUCGCAUGUGUCAGGAGGGAAAAAAGUGCAUUCAAUCAUAACACGUGUAUAUAGACUUUUUUGUACAUGUAGUCAUGUGGAUGGACCGUGAGGCGGUGUUACAUGUAUAAUUGUCUAUUUAUAAUUUUCUUUACAAUUGAUGUCGGUAGCGGACUUACUACUCUAAUCGCAGGCGAACAGGUUCCGUCGGUUGACGAUCGACCAUCACUGCACGUAUAUUCACUCCGGUUGGUGACAAAUCAAGUGCGAACUUUGGAUGACAUGUUAGUGAUAAAAGCAAAACAAGGUGUUAUUGCAAAAGCUGGAUCCAAAGUCCUUUGCCUGAAUCGCACCGGGUACAACAUCGACCUCGUUCGGCACGAAUAAUAUGCGAUAAGAGAGAAAGCCAGCUGGAAUAGCAGUUAAAUUCAAUUGAAUCACACCUUAUCGCACUUCAUUCAUACGGCAGAAGUUGGUUAUAAUUGCAGAAUUAGCGAAAGAAGCGUCAUUGUAAUUGUAAUGUCGGGCAAGAUUAAAGCAACACCGAUCGAUAGCGGCAAAGGCGACGGCGGGAGUGAAUCCAGCAGUGCCAUUCUGCCAACAACAUCCGGUAGUGAGCAUGAACGACUCGUAGAUACGCAACCGAUGGUUAGCUCGGAUGAUUUAUACUUGUUCGAAUCGCUGAUUGAGCUAUGCAGAAACAAUAUAAAAUACUUUGAAGGUGAUGAAAGCGAAAAUGGGCUCAGAAUUCAUGGCGCUUUCGUGGGGUUAAUCGAUCAUAUUGAGACUGCGAAGCCGUUGGUGAAGGAAGUUCAGGAGUUCGUACAUGAAUAUGACUUCGAUGAGGACACCCCCGGAAAUGGAUUUAGGAGUUUUCUAUACGUCGUCGAUAGUUGCGUUAAGACUACGUUGAAGCUAGCUAGAUACGUUAUGGAAAAUCGAGGAACGAUUCUGUUUCGGAAAACCGUCUACGUAAAGGAGGUUGAAGCAUACAAUCAUUUGAUGGCAAGCCUGUGCACGUGUCUGAAGCAUUGCCAAACGCUACGAGAGUGGACCAAAUCUGGAGAACUGUUUCCUGAUGGUAGGUCAGUCGAAGAACUGCUCGGUAAAGCGGACACUAUCAACCAGUUCUGUUUCUACGGACGAUGUCUCGGCUUUCAGUUCUGCGAAUCAAUGAGGCCGUUGCUCAAAUUUAUUUCCAUUGGAAUGGCUGGUUUCUCCGAGGGAUACUAUUCCGAGGGAGGCAAAAUCUCCAAGGCUACAAGUUUGAUGUACACCAGCACCAAGUAUAUGCUGGAUCCGGAACUUCGUGCCCGACGGAUCGUCAAUAUCUCACAGCAUUCCAACGUUGACUUUUGCAAGGCUUUCUGGUUUCUGGCUGAAUCCGAGCUGAUGCACUCGCUACCAUCCUUUGUAGGAUUCAAGGUUAAGGUGAGUCGUGUUAUCACUAUACCUCCAGAACCAAUCCAACUGAAAGCGGAGAAGUCUGACGAGUUAAUCAGCAUCCCGAUUCCCCAGAGCCACGGUGGAGCAGGCCCAGUCAAAGCCCGACUUAUCAGUGCAGUCAAGCGUAAAGGUAUGAUUGGUGAGAAGGUUAACACGCGCAGUACAAUUCACCCCCAGUCGACCGGGCUGCUUUUUCACUGCCACGGGGGAGGAUUCGUUGCUCAAAGUUCCAAAUCUCACGAAGCGUAUCUUCGAGAGUGGGCUGUCACGUUGAACAUUCCCAUCCUAUCGAUUGAUUAUAGUCUUGCACCGGCGGCUCCUUUCCCACGUGCUCUGGAAGAGGUAUUCUACGCGUACUGCUGGGCACUGAAGAAUUGCGAACUACUAGGAACAACUGCAGAGAAGAUUAUCUUCGCUGGCGAUUCAGCCGGUGCUAACUUAAAUCUGGGUUGUGCGAUGAGAUGCAUAGAGAUGGGCAUUAGACGACCGGAUGGAAUUUUCCUUGCUUACUGUCCAGUGUUGAUCAGUUUCGUCCCGAGUCCCGCUCGAAUGCUGUGCCUGAUGGAUCCGCUGUUGCCGUUCGGGUUCAUGAUGCGAUGCUUGAAGGCUUACGCAUGCCCAAGCAGGGAGGUUCUAGAGCAAAAUCAAAAGCGAUACGCAGAGAGGCAAGCAAUUGUCAAUGCGGGUUGGGAAAACACGUCUGUUGGCGCACCGAAGAAACUGGAACUUAAUGGAAAGUUGAUCGGCAAAGCGAUCGUCGAUGAAGACAACAAGUCAGACCGUUCAGAAUCUCCAGAAAAUUCCGCAUGGGAUCAGCUGAAUAGCUUGAAUACCAUACAGUUGAACCAUCAGCACCUAAGUCCGAUGAGCGACACGGUGAGUGAUACAAUUGCGUUGCAAGGUCAAACCGUAGGGAAUACGAUCGAUCUGAUGAGCCCAGACGAGAGCAAUACCAUAACGUCUCUGGAGGAGGAUUCUCAGCCGAUCACGCUGCAGCAGGUCAAUUUGAAAACAGAACAGAGCAAUGUGACGGUGAUGGACGAUUUGGAUAUGGACCUGCCCAGCGACAUGAGCUCGGAGCAGAAUACCAACAAAUAUGUGUCGGAUUUCAUCGAGAGAUACGUCCUAGACACAACCACAAAUGCUGCCGGAGAAAUCGAACCCAUCCUGCGACCGAUUUCACGAUCAGCUUCGGAGGAAAACAUCGUUAUGGACAUCGGGCGGGAAGCGAUCAGCGUUCAGAAUCUGCAAGAAAAAGUCACCAACGUGGCCAGCAACCUGGUGAAUCGGGUGUCCUCAACGUUCAAUGCCAUCACGACAUCAAAACCAAUAGCGAGCAGCGGUUCGCAGACCGAACUCCACUGCAAUAUGGAGGCAUUGAUCGCUCGCAGUCCUUCGGACGAGUUCAUCUUCGAGGUGCCGAAAGAUUCUCACAUGUCGCCUUUUUGGGCCACGGACGAAGUGUUGAGUCAGUUUCCUCCGACGAAAAUUUUGUCGGUUGUAUUGGAUCCAUGCCUGGAUGAUUGUGUGAUGUUUGCCAAAAGACUGAAGAAACUGAACAAUCCAGUCUCGCUGGAUAUCCUCCCGGGGCUUCCACACGGUUUUCUCAACUUUGCAUCGAUAUCCAAAGAAGCACACGAGGGCUCGAAACUUUGCGUUCGUCGUAUUUCAGAGUUGCUAGAAGUAUCCAUUCCGGCCGAAGACGGCGAGACCAAGACAUGCUGUUAACAAUUCCGUACCUGCCUCGCCGGAUCAAAGCUAUUGUUUCGCAAAGGUAGUGAACGCAUCGCAAACGUUUAGGUACUAGCGUCUUGCACCUACACAUCACACUAAUGAUACUAAUUCAUUCUGAUAUUGAUGAAGCUACUUUAGAGGCUAUUUACGGUGGAACGAAACCAUCAUCCGGGGAAGACCUACAUUCCCUGGGUAUGGGUUCGUACUAUCGCUUUUUAUAAGAAUAAAAUACAUUUGUGACACGAUAACAAAAUUAUUGAUAUUACCUUUGGAACCUCCUAUUUGGCGGCAUAUGCAUUUUUGCUUGCUAACCCAGUCCGUAAUCGAUGGAAAUAUAAUUUCCCGCCCGAUUGUAAUUAAUUGGCCUUCGCUUAGGGUCCAACAUUGAUUGCUAACAAUUUUCAAUUAGGCAAAUAAGGUACCUUAGUUGUUUGUUACCCAUAAACAGCAUAGAAAACGCACGUGUUAUGUACAUGAAAGUUAAAAACGAUUAGCUCAACAAAUAAUUCGCAAUAUUACACAGCGAAGCAAUACCACAAACCAUUGCUAGAUUAGCAAACAAGCAAGUCAAUAGUCAAAAGCAAUCUCACAGAAACAAUCUACCUAAGUUUGUGUUACCGAAGUAAACUGAAUGGAUAAUCAUAUUAUGUUACGAUAUAACAAAAAAAAAUCAGCUAGACCGAUCCACCUUUUGCUCAGAUAUUGUGCCCGACAAGUGACUAUUUUUACUCGAAAAUUGAAUGAUGAUAUUAUUGUGCAAUUGGCUUUAAUUUACUCUGAGAAACAAAAACAAAAAAACAAAUAUUUCUAAUCUUUUUAUCCGGAUGAAAGUGUUAAAAAUACCAAAGACAAAUUAGUGCACAUAUUUUGAUGAAUGAAACGUGUUUUCUUACCUUCUGGAACGGAAAAGGCAACUAUAUUACUUUGUAUGGAAUAAAUUCAUUUUUUUUCAACCAGGUUUAUGGAAGAACAUUAUUACAUAAAAUAUAUAUAUUUACAAGAGAAACUACUUUAAACCGAAACCAAAACAUACACAAACAUAGAAUGGUAAAAUGAAUGUUCCUAUCGACUAAACAUUUCAAAUAUUACCGUUGUUGGAGCAAAUAGAAAAGAACAAGUUACACACUUCAUAUGUUGAAUAAAAUUUACAAAUGUUAUUGUAAACAUUAAACAAGAUCAAAAAUUCGUACGAUAAACAAAUAAAUAAAUUUGUGAAUGAA